This is a messenger RNA of Penicillium brasilianum, 1077 nucleotides long. The record is from the annotation of a GenBank genome assembly. Lineage: Eukaryota; Fungi; Ascomycota; Eurotiomycetes; Eurotiales; Aspergillaceae.
AUGGUAUCGCAUCAGAAUGUGGUCGCAGACGUCUUUUUGCAAUCGGUCGUUGAAAGCGAUCAUAUAGACUGGCGCAAAGACCGUACGUUGGCCGUGUUGCCCAUCUAUCAUAUAUACGGCCUGGUCUGUCUCGUCCACGCCCCUGUCUAUCUCGGGACGACCACGAUCUAUAUGCAACAAUUCGAGCUUACCGCAUUCUGCCGCUCUAUUCAAGACUAUCAAAUUACUCACGUCUAUGUUGCACCACCAAUCGUGCUUCAUUUAACAAAGAGUGAUCAAGUGAAAGAAUAUAAUUUACAAUCACUUCGCAUGAUCACGUCUGGCGGCGCCCCUCUCCCUGCCAACCUGAUCACCGAGCUAUAUGAGCGACGAAGACUCCCUGUUCGACAAGCCUACGGGCUUUCGGAAACCACCUCAAUUACACACAUUCAGCGCUGGGAUGCCUGGGAAAACGGCAUUGGCUCUAAUGGGCAAUCCCUUCCCGGGGUGGAAGCAAAGUUUGUAAUUAAUGAUACCAGAGCGGCUGCAAUCGGAGAGGAAGGUGAGCUUUGGAUACGGGGUCCUACUGUUUUCAAUGGCUACCGAGGGGAGCCCGAAUUGACUGCAGGAUGCAUGACCAAGGAUGUAUGGUUUAAAACGGGUGACAUCGGGCAUGAGGAUGAAUUUGGCAACAUGUUUAUCACCGAUCGUUCCAAGGACUUGAUCAAGUUCAAGGGGUAUCAAGUACCUCCCGCAGAGCUCGAAGACCUAAUCAUUAAACACGAGACAGUGGAAGACGUUGCUGUCAUUGGAAUUAUGAACGAUAGCCUCGCGAGCGAGGUCCCGUUGGCCUACAUUGUGGUCAAGUCGGGCAUCUUGGAAGACGAAGCCACGGCAAAGCUAAUUCUCGACCACGUCAAGAAUCAGACGGUGAACUACAAACAUCUUCGUGGAGGCAUAAUAUUCACCAAAGAGAUCCCUAAAAGUGCAUCUGGCAAGAUUCUGAAGCGAGCACUUCGUCAGCAAGCGACAGCGGAUGGGGUACGUCGAAUCGGGGCAAUCAAUUAUGAGAAUUACCCAAGGGCAACGAAGUUGUAA